GUACCUGUUCUGCUUCAGGGUGGGGGACCUGGUGAAUGGGGAUGGAGCGAGGCGCCCACGCCGAGUGCCCAAGGUCCUUCCCUUCUCAACACAGGGCAGCAACGGAUAUGGCUCUCCCUGACAUGCAGCAAGUUUCACGGCCAGCCCAGGACCAAGUCCCAGCCCCACAGCUCCCCGCCUUGCCCUCAAGACCUUCCCAAGGCCAGCUCCUGCUGAAUAACACCUCCGCUCUCCGCACAUUCGAGGACCAAGUCCUGUGUCCCAUUUGCUUGGAGGUGUUCCAUAAUCCGGUCACCACCGCCUGUGGCCACAACUUCUGCAUGACCUGUCUCCAAAGUUUCUGGGACCACCAGGCUGCCACGGGGGAGACCCACUAUUGCCCCCAGUGCAGAGAGAGCUUCCCCUCCAGGCCCCGGCUCUGCAAGAACGUCAUCCUAGGGGAGAUGGUGGCCUGCUUCACCCAGGGUAAGAACCAGGCCACGGGGCCCUUGUGGAACACAGCUGGGCCCAGGGACGUGCCCUGUGACUUCUGCUCCCCCCAGAAGCUCCGGUCUGUCAAAUCGUGCCUGCACUGUGUGGCCUCUCUGUGUGAGAAGCACCUGCGCAGCCACUUUGAGGACCAGAUGUUCCAGAGCCACCAGCUGCUGGAGCCUGUGCAGGAUCUCAAGACCCGCUUGUGUCGCAAGCACCGCAAGCUCCGGCAGCUGUACUGUCGCACGGAAGGCUGCUGCGUGUGUGGCGCCUGCCUACUAGAGGAACACAAGAACCACGAAACGGCCCCACUGGAGGAGGAGCGAGCCCGCAAGGAGAUGGAGGUUCGGAAAGUCCAGGCCAACGUGGAGAAUGAGAUGCUAAUCAUUGCCUCCGACAGCCAGAAGCACCAGGGGCGAGUGACCUUUCUCUCGAAACUCAUCCAGACGAUGCGGGAUGAGGUGAACACCUGCUUCUCUGAGAUCAUCCACGAGGUCAAACAGCUGCAGAUAAAGGUCUUGGAUUUCGUGGAGAAAGAGGAGGCAACUGCCCUGGGGAAGCUGGGCAGCUCCAUCCAGCAGAGCCACAACCGGCUUCUGAAGCUAGAGGGGGACAGUGUCUGGCUCCACACCCUGCUCACCAACAGAAGUGAUGAGCAAUUCCUGCAGGAGUUCCCCAAAUUGAAGCAUAUCCCAGUCUCCUCGGAACCCCUGAUGGGCACCAACUGUGAGGAGACACAGAGCUUCCUCCAGCUGCCAGAGACCCUGGCUGAGCUCAGGACCCAGCUGGUGGACAUGGGUCUCCGCUUCGUCAACCAGCUCCUGAUGAAGGGCAUUAGGAUGAACUCCUACGAGGUGCUGCCACUAACCAUGGACAGGAAAACACUCCUCCAAUGUUACUGCAACCUGAACUUCGACCCCUCCACCGCCAGCGAGGAGCUGUUCCUGUUCAAGGAGACCCACUCGGUGCUGAACCUGGGCAUCCUCCUGGAGCCCUCGGCCACGGGCGGCCCGGUCCCGGGCUUCAAGCAGUGGCCGCAGGUGCUGUGCUCCCGCGGCCUGUCCGAGGGCCGCUACUACUGGGAGGCGGAGGUGUCCAACUCGUGGAUGUGCCUGGGCGUCACCUACCGCCGCAGCCCGCAGCUCAACGGCGUCCCGCGCCGCAACAUCGUCUACCUGCUGGGCCGCAACCCCUACUCGUGGUGCCUCGAGUGGGACUCGCUCAAGUUCUCCGUGUGGCACAACAACACGCAGACGGUGCUGCACGGCGCCUACCACCGCACGCUGGGCGUGGCGCUCGACUGCGCCGCCGGCUGCCUCUCCUUCUACGGCGUGGCGGGCGGCGUGAGCCUGCUCUACCGCUUCCUCGCCACCUUCCUCGAGCCGCUCUUCCCCGCGGUCAUGGUCAGCAGCGGCGCCUCGGUCACGCUCAAGCAGCGCCCCGACGCGUAGGCGGCACCCGGCCGGCUCAGGGUGACGGCCAAUAAAGCUGGACUCUGA
This is a messenger RNA of Ictidomys tridecemlineatus (thirteen-lined ground squirrel), 1970 nucleotides long. The record is from RefSeq and is a predicted model, not a curated record. NCBI's taxonomy places the organism in Eukaryota, Metazoa, Chordata, Mammalia, Rodentia, Sciuridae.